GCCGACUCACUAGUAGUGACACCGUCGAAUUUGUAUAAAGAUUAAAGACGCAUAGCGACGCAUACCUAGAAUAAAGUAAAGUAUAAACUUACGUAUUACCGGUACGACCGGAAGUGGUAUCACUGGGAUGCAUGCAACUGCCGAGACAAACCGCACCCGCAGGGGGUGCCGACUGCGCAGUGCGCACACCGUCGCUUAUGGUUAGAUCCUGCGCCUCGCACCAGUCACGACUCAAAACCAUACAUGCCCGAAUGUUAGUAAGUAUCAGGUAUCUGUAUUUUUAUGCAGAAGAUGUCUAUUAAUUUGGGUGGCCCACGCAGCACAAGCACGGUAUCGUCUGCAUAAUGUCUGCAUCUACUACUAGUAACAGUCUGAACUGGUCUAUUGGAGCGUUUAGAUGCUGCUGUUAGGCUCGCAAGUCAGCUGCUGUCGACUGAUCUGCAGACAUCAUUCUAUCUCCAUUCUGGCAUUCUCCAUGCAAUGUUGCCGUUAUUAAGCAACACCAGCCGACGUGCCCUGACGAGCCUUGCAAUCUUGUCAGUCCAGGUGAGGAUUCUCUCGCGGAACGGUCGCGUAGUAGGACUGCGCAGGCGCUUCAGUCAGGAUCGGCAUGGGCCGCAUGGCACAUCAGGCGUCAGCACGGCCAGCGAGGCAGGUGCCGAUGCGCGUGGACAAGGUACUAGUACACUAAGUACAGGCAGCCGCGACUGCAGGACCGGUAGGCCGCCGGAAGUGGAUGUGGCAGGCAUCAUUCAGGCGCUGCGGGAUGACACCUACGCCUGCCACCCGACCGACCCCUUCUACUAUCCCCCCGACCCCGCCCACCGACCUCUGGACGCCGUGCAGAUGCUGGAGCAGCUGGACCCGCAGCUCGUCAUCGCGGAGCUGCGGAGCCGUAGCAGUCCGGGACAGCGGAGCGAUCUCCUGCGGGCCUGCCUGGCCUUCCUGCACCGCAAGCGCAUCGGCUGCAGCAUCCUCACCGCCACUCUGCGGGCCCCCGGCGACCUGACGAUGGCGGCCCGGCGGGCGGUGGAGACGGCAGGGCGACGGGAGGAGCAGGGCAUCGCGGUGGUGGGCCGCCUGGCGCUGGACCUGCUGGAUGAAGACGGCACGAUGUCCAGCGCGGCCGGCUGGCGUUGGAGGGCACAGGCGGCUGUCCGUGCCGCAAUCAACGAGCUACAGCCACGCACGGCCACCCCGCUACUGGAGCUGGAUAAUCAGGAGGCCGUACCGGGGCCGGGGGCUAGGCACACUGAGCACGCGCAACGGGCUGCCGGUAUCGCCUUCGUGGACGCCCUGGCCGUGUACGCCACGCUGCACGGCGUCCAGUGGGAGUGGGGCGCGGAGAGGAAGCUGCAGCAGUAUCUGCGCGUGGCGGAAUCCUUGCUGCGCAACAAGGACAUGGGCCUGGCAGCCGGCACGGUUCUCGUGCUGGGACGGCGCGACGAGUUCGGCCGAGUGUUUAGCUACGGUGCGGAUGGCUUCAGGACUCACGGGCGAUUCUUCGUCCACCACGACUGGAUGUAUUUCAGCUGCAACAGCAGUCGCGUUGCCAAUGACGCGGCCUUCAACCUGGGAGUCCAUCUGCAGCGGAAUCCGCACUUGACGGGCCAGCUGCAGGGGCCGUACCCUGUGACCAGCAAUGUGCGGGACCGGCAUGGAUCCGGCGUCUACUACGCUCUAACGGCCAGGCAGGCAUUCACCUUGGCCCCAGCGUCUUCGCCGAGGGGCAUCCGCUGCGACGACGAAGUGAUUAUCAUCGAGGCGGCCUUCCAGGACAGUCUGGCGCAGCUGCUGCUGCUGGCAUCCGACUGGCUGGGCCCCAAGACCACCGCGCAGUACUGCUUCGCAGUGAGGAUCCGGCCGGAUCGGCAGCAGUUCCGGGCCAGCCUCUUCGUCUUCCGCAAGACGGCGGAGAACAAUAUGACCGGGGAUUGGCAGCAGAUUAAUUGGCGUGAAAGCUUCCUGGACUUCUCCCCUCCCAUCCGAUCGUCCGCUCAUUUCACGGACAUUUCCGCCGAUGACGCAAACUGCAGUGCUGGCUACAAUGUCGCCGGAUACCAUCUGACCGAGGACACCGCCCAGCGUUUGCUGUCACAGAAGGAGGAGCUGCUGCGGGUGCUGGACAUGGAGCUCCUCCACCGGUGGGACAUGAACGACGCCAACGCCGACAGCCUGUCCGUCGCCUUCGACAUUGAUCUCAAGUACCCGGACGGGCAGGAGCAGACGCACGCGGUGGAUCUGGGCCUGUUUGGGAGACGGCUGAAAAACCACUGGCUUUUCCACUGGGAGCUCCUCGACACACCGCCCGAAUCACUGCGCCUCUCCCCAUUCUACGCAUUCGACAAAUCCUUCUAUCCCGAACGGCUGGAACGCCGCUGACCAGCUGUGGUCGAUGAGUGUCCAACCGAUAAGUCAUGCACGCAGAUGCGCUUGACAUGUACUGUAGCUUUUCACAGUCCUGCUAGUUAGUACAAUGCUUUCUCUCCUCGCAGGCGAUGGUCAUCAUAGAAUUACUGCGCAUUCUGUACUAGCCUGGCCGGAUGGGGG
Paramacrobiotus metropolitanus is the source of this 2550-nucleotide messenger RNA. RefSeq lists its product as uncharacterized. Bases 481 to 2382 code for a protein of 633 amino acids. The record is from RefSeq and is a predicted model, not a curated record. Lineage: Eukaryota; Metazoa; Tardigrada; Eutardigrada; Parachela; Macrobiotidae. The transcript is spliced from 5 exons.